Pieris macdunnoughi is the source of this 4059-nucleotide messenger RNA. The record is from the annotation of a GenBank genome assembly. NCBI's taxonomy places the organism in Eukaryota, Metazoa, Arthropoda, Insecta, Lepidoptera, Pieridae.
AUGAGCCAAAAGCGACAGUCGCAAACUCGAAAAGUUAAUUUAAAUCCAAAUCUAAACAAAAAGCGAAAAAGUAAUAAUUCACAGGAACCGACAUACAUGCGAACAGUGUUUGAAGAAAGUGGUUUAAUUUUGAAUUUACCACCUGUAAAGUGCGUAAGUACAUUAGAAACCGUUCAUAUCAUACGAAAUCUAAAAAAAAAUCUUCAAAAACAUCCGGAUUAUCCAUGCAAUGUAUCACAAUUUUUCACAAACUUACAAAAAGACUGUGAGGAUUUACUUGUUUUUAAACAUUAUUUGUACCCUAACAUUAUACAAACAACUACUGAAAAUAAUGACAUAAUUGUUAAUGAUAGCAUUAUUAAAAUUCUUCUAAGUAUUCCAAUUAUUCAAACAAAAUUAAUGGAUUAUAUUAUUGAAAAAGCUAUAGAUUUGGCAACUGAAUCAAAAUGUGGCCCUUGGAUACAAAUGAUAUUAAAGUGUUUUUCAACAUUAGACAAUCUGUUAGACACAGAGAAAAUGUCAACUAAUCUUAUUAAUUUACUAGAUAUAGCAACGGAAAAAAUGGUCCGUCUGGAAAUAAUAACUUCAAUUCCUGACAUUAUUGGAGAUCAAGAACAUGAUAAUAUAGCAAAUGAAAUGAGCAGGAUUUUAUCGGAAGAUCACGAGUUGAUUCCAGCGAUUCUAGACUGUUUGUCUUACCUAUGCUUGUCAGAUGAGCAAUAUGAAAAGUUACAGAAAAAGACUUUAAAUAUAUUAAUGAGUUUAUCAAAAUGUAAUUAUUUUCCAAAUUUUGUGAAGUUCCUUCUUAUGCCAGGUCGCAUGACUGAUAAUAAAUGUAUUGAAAUAAUACAUGACCUAAGAAAUGCACUGGGCUGGCCUACAUCAAUUGCUAAACCUCAAGAUAUUGCCUCCAGUCAAGUGCUCACGGCAACAGCAAUAAGAAAUUCUAUGGUUUCCUCAAAAAGUAUUAGCAAUGCCUGGCUUAAAGUUAUUACUAAUUGUAAAAACAGUAAUGAUCAAAAACCAAUUGAUUUUAUUAUAAUGUUGAUCCUUUAUUCAUCAUCAGAAGAAAAAGAAAAACUAGUUGAAAACUUAUUAAAUAAACAAUCUAAAUUAAAUAUACUAAAGGAAGAAUUCUUCAGUGAGGCUUUUGAUAAGUUUCAACCAAUAUUAGAAGUCAACCUGAAAUGUUUGAUAAACCUCACAAAUUGCCUUUUAAAAACAAAGUCAAACCUUAUGAUUCAGACUCUGGCAGUACAUAUUUAUACUUUAAUGUUUUCUCAACUUAAAGAAUGCAGACAGACAAUAGUUGCAGAAUUACUUCAACUUGGACUAGAUUGCAAACAGUGUGUGAUGAAUAUGUUAAUCAUCCUUAAUAAUGUUGCAAUAAAGGAUGUUUCUAUACUAAGACCACAGUGUGUACAAAUGUUAACAUUGUUAGACAGAAUGGAUGAUAUGAAUUUAAUGGAAAUUAGAGCUGCCAUGAACUUGUUAUGUUGUCUCGCAUAUGCGUCUGAGAACUCUGUAAUCAGAGAUGACAUACAUAUGAUAAUUAGAAAAGAAUUAGGGAGUUCAAAUCCUUCAGUGAAAGUUCAAGGUAUUAUUUCUGGGAUUUAUGCUGUAAAGUAUCUUAUGGCACCUAAAACAGUAAAUAACAAUAUGCAGCUGGAAGAUAGCUCUUCUACUUCUGAUCAUUUAAAGAAAGGAGAUUUACAAGAGGCAUCUCAAAUAAUUGAACUUAUUAGUAGAAGUACAAGACAAUGUCCAGAUAUGAUUGUAUUUUUUUAUGAAGAACUUUGUAAAGUGGUUCAACCUUGUAAUCCUAUGAAUGAACAUUUCUUAGUUUGGCUUACUGAGGCUGUGACAAAUGACCUACAGCAAAAUUUUAUGGUAGAUGAUUUUGAAUCAAAAAAAAUUGGCAACAUUCAAAUAAAUAUGCAGCAUUGUUUAAAUAGUGACAGUGAAAUAGAUGAAGUUAUCGCAAUAAAUAUUGGAGGUUUAAUUCUACAAAAAAAGGAAGAUGUAAACAUAAGUCUCUUGUCUCCACUAUUUCAACUUGUCCAAACAUUACAUUUAAGACAGCAUAAAGGAUCUUUAUCCAGCAUAGAUGCAUUAUUAGGGUGUGCAAUUGUAAUGCCUUGUUUUGACAUUGAAGUUAUUGAUGAUAUGGAAUCUGACAAUAUUUAUCUUAUACUGGACUGCCUUGUACAUUGCGUAAACUGGAUACGUGAAAUAGUUAAUGCGUUUUCAUCAUAUAACGAUACCUCGCUAGUACCUAAACUUUUUAAAAGAAUUUCACAGGUCCAACAGUUGGAGACCUUCGUUGCUAAAAUUAUAGUCAAUACCAAUAUUUCAUAUAAAUUUCCUAUAAAUAACUUCUAUAUACACACUUCAGACUGUUUAGUGAAUAAAGUUACAAAGACUCAAAGUAAUAAACAUAGAAGUCAAAAGUAUACAAGUAAUGACGAAACACUUCCGGAAACUAGUAGAACUCAAGGAACUCAACGGAGUAAUUCAUUAAGAAAUAAAUUUGAUUAUGUUCAUAAACUAAAAUUUAGGCCUUUAUCGUUAAGUAUCAGUAAUUUACUAAAACAUGAUUUAUGCGAGAAUGAUGAAAUAAGUGAUAGUAAUCCUGACUUAACUAUUGAAAUUUUGAAGUAUAUUUUGAAAAACAUUUGUUCUACACUUGAACCCGUAUUAGUUGCAAAAAUUAAACAACCAUCAUAUCUAUCUAAAGGUACUGAAAAUGAUUUAGUGUACGACAAAAUAAAAGCUGAACAAUAUGCAAAUUAUGUAAACAGUUUCAUGCCAAAUUUAACGAUUCACCUGAAAUUGUUAACUUCGUACUUUGAAAAGCAUGCUGUGAGCGGAAGUCAAAAUGAAAGUGGGUUUAUUUAUUCUGCUAAGAUAUUAGACAUAAUCGUUUCUAUUGAAAAUAUAUACAACUUGUUGUCAAUAUACUUAAAAUGGAUCGGAUUUCACAAUAAUAAUAAUAUUGCUUUAUUAAAAACUUCUCUAAGAAGUUUAGUAGCAUCUUUAGGGUUAACUGAUCAUUCAGCAACAUUAAGAGAUUUAUUAGUAGCUGUAGCAAAACUAUUACAGGUUCAUACAAAAUAUUGCUUACAACUUUCUACAGCUGUUGCGUUAUUAGAAGUUAUGAAAGCUCUUCAAGGGUUUUCUUCUCACAGUGAUAUUUUAAAGAUUGUUAGAGAUACAGCUAACAAGUUUUUGUCGAAACAAUGGAAAUCUUCAGAUGGUGUAUUAGAAAAGGGAUUGCUAUUAAAUCAAAGUAUUGAUGGUUUUGCAAAAGAGUAUUUAAUAAACAGUGAAAUUCUAGAACUAAGACAUAUUUCUAGUUCUUUAGUUAAUGAAAUAGAAACAUUAAAAAGUCGUAAUAACACACUAAUUUCUUUCAAAAGCAUUAACAAAUCCAAUUUUCCGGUAUUUUAUAGAAAUUUAGGGACAGCCCUCGGUGAAGUUACAAAGAGGAAAAUUAAUAGAGGACUUACGAACUCUGAGCACUUAGAAUUAUGGAAAGAUGUUACAUUUAUUCUGAAGUGUAUGACUGAUAUAUCAAAGAAUUUUGAAAGCAGAAAUAAUCUAUCAGCAUUUUUCAAGAAAUCCUUACCUCUAAUAAAACUAUUUUUAACUCAUGGAAUGCCAAUCAUAGAAUUGCAAUUCAAAAGCGAAACACAGGAAGUAUUAGAGAUAUUGAAAACUCUUCAGCAAACUACAAGAUUUUUGCAAUCGCUUUGCUGCCAUUCGAGAUUGAAGAAAGAUAGUGUGCUAAUGAGCAAAGUUCCAUAUAUGAGGCAACUGCUAGAGACACUAAUUUAUAAAGUAAAAGCUGCAUUAACUGCUAACAACUGUUCAGAAGCAUUUUGGAUGGGUAAUCUUAAAAAUAAAAAUAUUCAUGGCGAAGUCAUAGCAUCUCAACAAAGUGUUGGUGAAGAAUCUUCUGAAGAUUGUGAUGAUCAGCUACCAGAUGAUGACGAUAGUGAUGACACCGAUGAUGACAUAAUAAACCCAGAUUCAAAAAGCUUAAGUGAUAUUAUUUAA